AUGGAGAGGCGGCAACAGCAGCACUGGGGAGUGAGAAUCCCGUCGUAUCUGCAGCCGGCGACGGAGACGGAGACGGCGCCUCAAUCGCACCAGAAUUCUCCCCCGCAGCGGAGCAGCUUGGCGGAGAUUUACCCAAACCCCCCCGAGGUUCUUGGCCUCGAAUCAGUUCUCUCCAAUCUGCGCGUGUCGCCGGAUUACGGGCUCCGUCGCUACCACCCUCUGGCGGUGCCGGCUGCGGGUUCCACGUGGGGCGGCGCUGACGUGUCUCCCGGGUUGCGAUCGGAGCCUGGGUACCAAGUGACGAGUGGCAAUGUGGACGUGCAGGGUUUGAUGAUGAUGAUGAUGAGGAGGAGGAGGGCCCAGAGUCAGAAUGUUGGUUUUGCUGGGGAUUUCUUGAGCUUUGGUGGGCCCCACCAUAAUCUGAAUGUGGGCCCGGCCAGGAGCUGGCCCACUACAGCUGCGGAUGGCGGCGGCGGAGCCGGAGCCGCCCGGAAUCUCGGAGACGCCGCCGCCGCCCAGCCAUGGCUGUGGUAUGGCGGCGGCGGAGGAGGUGGCGGAGGAGGAGAGCCUCUGAGGUCUAGAAACAGUGAAAUGGUUUAUCAUGAGCAGGACCCUUUCUUGCUCUGCAAGAAACCAUUUCCAGGAAACCAAACUCUCCCAUUCCCUAAUUUGAACCAAAAUUCUGCUCAAUCCAUGGACGUUUCAAUGCCCAGAAACCCGAGCUUUUUGAAUGCUCUGACCUGUAAUUUGAACCAGAAGGAUGAAAUUCAUCAGGGAGCCUUGAAUCUUGAGGAUAUUCGAGGAAAGAUAGUUUCUUUAGCAAAGGAUCAAAAUGGGAGCAGAAUAUUGCAGGAUAAUCUCGUGUUCUUGGACAAUGAAGGAACUGAGAUUGUACUCUCUGAGGUUAUCGAAUACUUGGGCGAUUUGAUGAAGAACCAAUCUGGGAGUUACCUUAUUCAGAAGCUUUUCUCAGUGGGCAGUGAAGAACAAAGAACUAAUAUCAUUUUAGCUGUAACUAAGAAACCAUUUCAGCUCGUCGCCAUUUGCCUCAACCCCUUUGGGGCCCGAGCAAUGCAGAAAUUGUUGGAAGAUCUUAGUUCGCCGCAGCAAAGAUCCUUAGUAAUUGCGGCUUUAUGCCCUGGUGCUGUUACAUUGGCUUCUGACCCCAAUGGCCACCUUGUGAUUCUUUACUGCUUGAAAAAUUUCUCCUUUGAAUACAACAAGCAUCUUAUCAAUGAAAUAGCGAAGAACUGCUUCGGGAUUGCGACCAAUAGAAACGGGUGCUGUGUGCUGCAGUCUUGUAUAGAAAAUGCUCGUGGAGAAGCGAGGGAGAGUCUCGUAAACGAGAUAAUAGCAAAUGCUGUGCAGCUAUCCGAAAAUCCCUACGGCAACUAUGUCGUGCAACAUCUUCUGGGACAAAAUAUAGCGGGAGUAGAAGACAAUCUGCUGGGGCGGCUCAAAGGGAAGUUUGCAUCUCUCGCGUGCAACAAAUACGCUAGUAAUGUUGUCGAGAAAUUCUUUGUGAAUUCGGGGGAGCAGUCUACUAAGAUUAUCAAGGAGUUGAUCUCGAGCCCGAAUCUUUCGAUGCUUCUAGUGGAUCCUUUUGGGAACUAUGUCAUUCAGAAGGCAUUGAAAGUAGCAAAGGGCGAGGUGUUCAACGCACUCAUUGAUCUGAUCAUGAUUAACGCGCCAUCCAUGCAGAGUAAUAUCUACGGGAAAAUGAUCCUCGCUUGUUUGAGUAGGGGCGGUAGGGAUGUACAUGCAGGCGGCAGCGUUCUCUGUUCUAAGUAGCUAGCACGCAUGGGUUCGUCGGUUUCUGCUCGCAUUAUUGAU
Messenger RNA from Ipomoea nil (Japanese morning glory), 1833 nucleotides. RefSeq names its product putative pumilio homolog 8, chloroplastic. Gene Ontology annotation, molecular function: mRNA binding. Lineage: Eukaryota; Viridiplantae; Streptophyta; Magnoliopsida; Solanales; Convolvulaceae. Gene Ontology annotation, cellular component: cytoplasm. Bases 1 to 1791 code for a protein of 596 amino acids. Gene Ontology annotation, biological process: post-transcriptional regulation of gene expression. The transcript has 5 exons. The record is from RefSeq and is a predicted model, not a curated record.